AUGUGUGGAAUCUUUGGUUACAUUAACUACCUGGUUGAGCGGGACCGUGAGUUCAUUAUUAACACUCUGCUUAAUGGACUGUCCCGUUUGGAGUACCGCGGUUAUGAUUCAGCCGGCAUGGCUGUCGAUGGUGACAAGAAGAAUGAAGUCUGUGCCUUCAAGGAGGUUGGCAAGGUUGCCAAAUUGAGAGAGCUCAUUGCCGAGACCAAGCCCGAUAUGACCAAGUCUUUUGAAUCUCACGCUGGUAUUUCUCACACCCGUUGGGCCACCCACGGCACCCCCUCCCGCCAGAACUGCCACCCUCACCGAUCUGACCCCUCUUGGGAGUUUUCCGUCGUUCACAAUGGUAUCAUCACCAACUACAAGGAAUUGAAGGCCUUGCUGGAGACCAAGGGCUUCCGUUUCGAGACAGAGACCGACACUGAGUGUAUCGCCAAGCUCGCCAAGUACCUCUACGACCAACACCCUGACAUCGACUUCACUGUUUUGGCCAAGGCUGUGAUCAAGGAGCUGGAGGGUGCUUUCGGAUUGUUGAUGAAGUCUGUUCACUACCCCCAUGAGGUUAUUGCGGCCCGUAAGGGUUCCCCUCUGGUUAUUGGUGUGCGAACCUCUAAGAAGAUGAAGGUGGACUUUGUUGAUGUCGAAUUCUCGGAAGAUGGUGCUCUUCCCGCGGAGCAGGCCUCCCAGAAUGUCGCUCUCAAGAAGUCUGCCACUAGCCUUUUGGCUCCCCCUGACAAGUCUCUGCUCCACCGCUCUCAGUCGCGAGCUUUCCUGUCUGAUGACGGUAUUCCUCAGCCCGCUGAGUUCUUCCUGUCCUCGGACCCAUCUGCCAUUGUCGAGCACACCAAGAAGGUUCUCUACCUUGAGGACGAUGAUAUUGCCCACAUCCACGAGGGUCAGCUGAACAUUCACCGGCUGACCAAGGAUGAUGGUACCUCCAACGUCCGUGCUAUUCAGACCAUUGAGUUGGAGCUGCAGGAGAUCAUGAAGGGCAAGUUUGACCACUUCAUGCAGAAGGAGAUCUUUGAGCAGCCCGAGUCAGUUGUCAACACCAUGCGUGGUCGUCUGGAUGCUGUUAACAAGGUUGUUACUCUGGGUGGUCUUCGCCAAUACAUUUCGACCAUUCGCCGUUGCCGUCGACUCAUUUUCAUCGCUUGCGGUACCAGUUACCACUCCUGUAUGGCCGUGCGUGGUGUGUUUGAGGAAUUGACCGAGAUCCCCAUUGCUGUGGAGCUGGCCUCCGAUUUCCUGGACCGACAGGCUCCCGUCUUCCGUGACGAUACCUGUGUGUUCGUUUCCCAGUCUGGUGAAACCGCUGACUCCCUGAUGGCUCUCCGUUACUGUCUGGAGCGUGGCGCUCUGACUGUCGGUAUUGUGAACGUCGUCGGAUCCUCCAUCUCCCUUCUCACCCACUGUGGUGUUCACAUCAACGCUGGUCCCGAGAUUGGUGUUGCUUCCACUAAGGCCUACACUUCUCAGUUUGUUGCUAUGGUCAUGUUCGCCCUGUCCCUCAGUGAGGACCGUGCGUCAAAGGCCAAGAGACGUGAGGAGAUCAUUGAGGGUCUUGGCAAGAUCUCUGACCAGUUCCGCUCGAUCUUGAAGCUCAACGAGCCUAUUAAGGAGAUGUGUGCCAAGUUUUUCAAGGAUCAGAAGAGUCUCCUCCUUCUCGGCCGUGGUGCCCAGUUCCCCACUGCUCUCGAGGGUGCACUUAAGAUUAAGGAGAUUUCUUACCUCCACUGUGAGGCUGUCAUGUCUGGUGAACUCAAGCACGGUGUCUUGGCCCUGGUGGACGAGAACCUGCCUAUCAUUAUGAUUCUGACUCGUGACAACCUGUUCACCAAGUCUCUGAAUGCCUACCAGCAGGUUAUUGCCCGUGCUGGUCGCCCCAUUGUUAUCUGCAACGAGAACGACCCUGAAUUCUCCGCCGCCCAGACCGAGAAGAUUGUGGUUCCCAAGACUGUGGACUGUCUCCAAGGUCUCUUGAACGUCAUUCCUCUGCAAUUGAUCUCUUACUGGCUUGCAGUUGGUGAGGGUCUCAAUGUGGACUUCCCCCGUAACUUGGCCAAGUCUGUGACUGUCGAGUAA
Molecule: messenger RNA, 2085 nt
Organism: Penicillium malachiteum
Lineage: Eukaryota; Fungi; Ascomycota; Eurotiomycetes; Eurotiales; Aspergillaceae
Gene: gfa1
Product: glutamine--fructose-6-phosphate transaminase (isomerizing) GFA1
Exons: 6
Coding region: 1-2085 (694 amino acids)
Biological process (GO): UDP-N-acetylglucosamine metabolic process; fructose 6-phosphate metabolic process; protein N-linked glycosylation
Molecular function (GO): carbohydrate derivative binding; L-glutamine:D-fructose-6-phosphate transaminase (isomerizing) activity
Source: RefSeq, a predicted model, not a curated record